CCAAUAACAUUGGAUAUCAGAAAUUCAGAAAUUCCCUAUGAAAUUCUAAAAAAAAAGCAAAUCAAAUCAAUGAAAAAAAUAUUCUACUUUUUUGAUAAAAGUAUCGCGUAUUUCUAGUUAAAAUCCAAGGAAGCUCUGCAUCCAAAUCUACUUUGGGACUUGAAUGAAGAUAUCAUGGAAAUAGAAACUGCUCAACCUAAUGAAGUGCAAACACUCCCAAAUGAAGAACCUGCAAAGUCUACGAAUGCAGACCAAGAAACUAAUGCAGCAGCACCGGCCUCUUCUGUAAACGGAAACGAAGCUGAUGCCGGCAAUCAGCUUUUAAAUCCAAAGGAUGUUCAAAAACCUUCUCCAAAAAAGCCCAAGAAACGAAAACCCAAAACACCGCGUGAUGUAACUGCUCCACGCCAACCACUCACCGGUUACGUACGAUUUCUCAAUGAAAGACGUGAUCAGUUACGUGCUGAACAGCCAGAACUUGGGUUUGCAGAGUUGACAAGGCAGUUGGCCAGUGAAUGGAGUAAACUUCCAGGUGAAGAAAAACAGCAAUAUUUAAAUGCAGCUGACCAGGAUAAGGAAAGGUACAUAAAAGAAUGGGCUGAAUAUAAAAAAACUGAUGCCUACAAAGAAUUCAGGAAACAACAAAUGGAACAAAAGGACAUGAGCAACUCUUCCAAAAAAAUAAAGCAGAAUACAAAUAUCAACAAUGCUGUGGUAGACACAGCAGCUACACAAAUAGCAGAACAGAAUGUGAUCAAUGCAAAUGUAGCAGCUUCAGCCGCAGUCAAUAAUGCUGCCAGACAACCUACCCCACCUCGACCAAGACCUUGUAUCACACCUUCUGGUGAAGAAAUGGCUGGUGAUACUGAUAUCCCCAUAUUUACAGACCAGUUCCUUCAGCAUAAUAAGCUUAGAGAAUCUGAAUUACGGCAGUUACGCAAAGCUAAUUCUGAUUACGAACAGCAGAAUGCCAUACUUCAACGCCACGCCGAGGAAGUGAGCGCAGCCACGUCGCGCCUCCGCGCGGAGACCGCGGCGGCUGCUGAGCGCACGGCGGCGCUCGUGGCGCAUCGCCGCGCACUCGUCAGCUCGCUAGUGCAGGCCUUACAGUCAGUGGCAUUACCGUUGCAAGGUGGAUCUGUUGGGGCAUCUGACAGCAAUAUAGAAGAGUAUAUGGAAAAACUGCAAAGUUUUGCAUUAGAAACUAAGAACAAUCCAUUGGUCAAACAGGCAAAGGAUAUUUUAAACAAAGUAGAACUACCAUCGAUUUAAAAUGAUUAAAUAAAAAAAUUAAUAUUA
This is a messenger RNA of Maniola jurtina (meadow brown), 1299 nucleotides long. It is a transcript of the gene Hmg-2, whose product is annotated as high mobility group protein 20A. Gene Ontology annotation, cellular component: nucleus. The transcript has 7 exons. The record is from RefSeq and is a predicted model, not a curated record. Gene Ontology annotation, biological process: regulation of gene expression. Bases 175 to 1272 code for a protein of 365 amino acids. Lineage: Eukaryota; Metazoa; Arthropoda; Insecta; Lepidoptera; Nymphalidae.